UAUUUGGAAGCGCCCGUUUUGCGUCGCGACGCUCCUUGUCUCCACACUUCCGCGUCGGUCCUUCUAGAGCGAUAAGUCCGCGUACUUGUUGAUCGGUCCGAUGAAACGCGCCAACUUGAUAAAUUAUAUGUGUGACCUAAUUUAAUGAUGUUCAAUUGUUUUAUUAAGUGAUUUGUUAACGAGAUGACAUCACGGUAAAUCGUUAAACUCUACACGACAAAUAUCAUUCCCGCAACCGUAUUGAAAACAAUGGAUCCCACCGAUACGAACGAGAUCAUCCAGGACCACAGGAAUCGCCAUGAGUGGUCGUUGGUGAGCAACGGAAGCAAUGAUGAACACGAUCUCCCAAUUGAUAUGCGUCCAAACGACGGUCACAGAUUAUCGAUCAUCGUUUACAGUGUUCUUAUGGUAUUUUCUGCAAUUGCAAACAUUACAGUGCUCGUGUUGUUGGUGAAGCGACGGAGGAAGACGCCCAGCAGGAUCAACACUAUGCUGAUGCACUUGGCCAUUGCCGAUUUAUUGGUCACAUUUCUAAUGAUGCCGUUAGAAAUUGGUUGGGCGGUGACAGUUUCUUGGACAGCUGGUGAUUCUAUGUGCAGGAUAAUGGCAUUUUUUCGUACUUUCGGAUUGUAUCUUUCCAGCUUCAUACUUGUAUGCAUCAGUGUUGAUAGAUUUUAUGCUGUACUAAAACCGCUUCAUUUGGCUGCAUUGGGUCAAAGAGAAAGGAUGAUGUUGAUUGGUGCUUGGAUUGGUGCAGUUUUAUGCAGCAUUCCACAAACGGUCGUUUUUCAUGUGGAGUCCCAUCCUAACAUCACCUGGUAUAAGCAAUGCGUCACAUAUAACGUUUUCCCAUCGCAAGCCCACGAACUAAUGUACAACGUGUUCGGAAUGGUGAUGAUGUAUGUGUUUCCUCUUCUGGUCAUCAUCUACUCAUAUGCCUCCAUACUGCUCGAGAUUUUCAGGAGAAUGCGCAAUCCAAUCGGAGCCGAUACUAUUACGAGAUCCAGUUUGAACUUCCUGGGAAAGGCAAAAGUGCGAACAUUGAAAAUGACAAUAAUUAUUGUGUUCGUGUUUUUUGUGUGUUGGACGCCCUACAACGUGAUGUGCGUGUGGUACUGGUACGAUAGAAAGUCGGCUGAGAUGGUGGAUCAAAGGAUUCAAAAGGGCCUGUUUCUUUUCGCUUGCACAAAUUCCUGCAUGAAUCCAAUUGUAUACGGGGCGUUUAACAUACGAGCUAGACGUCAGGGAGCCCAGGCACCGGAAAACAAUUCAGAACGAGCAAGCAGCGUCCGUCAGCGGGACGUUGUCUGUCUAGUAUCGUGGAAGAAACCAGAAAAACAGGUGUCGGUGAAGCAGCACCAGGACGUGUGCACCAAUUGUCGGGACAAAUACGAAUUCCGUCCGGGCACCAUAAAUGGGAAAUGACGCAAGGGCAAACGCAGCAGACGCUGUUCCUGUUCCCUUGACUAUCCAUCCGAAAUGACCAUCACGGACACAUCAUUGUAAAUAUUAUUGUAUGUAUAUUAAGAUUUAAGAUUUUUUUUUGUAAUAUAUCAACAAAUAAUAAAUAUUGAGGUGUA
Messenger RNA from Aethina tumida (small hive beetle), 1580 nucleotides. It is a transcript of the gene AkhR, whose product is annotated as adipokinetic hormone/corazonin-related peptide receptor variant I. The record is from RefSeq and is a predicted model, not a curated record. Bases 250 to 1425 code for a protein of 391 amino acids. The transcript is spliced from 8 exons. NCBI's taxonomy places the organism in Eukaryota, Metazoa, Arthropoda, Insecta, Coleoptera, Nitidulidae. Gene Ontology annotation, cellular component: membrane. Gene Ontology annotation, molecular function: vasopressin receptor activity; peptide binding; adipokinetic hormone receptor activity. Gene Ontology annotation, biological process: G protein-coupled receptor signaling pathway.